ACACACACGCAUACGCACACUCACACGCAUGCACACACAAAGAGGGGUGCAGUGGACCCAGAGUGGAACACGUGGUUCCUCGGUGCAGCCCUCGGGGCGCAGCGCCACUUCCUCUCACGUUUGGAUUCUUGUGGAGUUUGAAGCUGCAGCUGCAGAUCUGAGCUGGACCUGGAUACAUCCUCACCUCCGCCUCUCCUCUCUCUCAUGCAGCAGGAUCCCCAGGGUGGUUUUCUUCUUCGUUAACUUCUGCCUGAACCAAGUUUCUUCUCCUCUCUGCUGCAGCAGCCUCAGACUCUGACUCCACCUGGACACCUCUCUAGACUUUGGGCUCAUGCUUCUGCGAUGCUGUGGCUGUGACUCCGAGCAGCAGUGUGUCAGCGGUACAGUCUGGUGAAGCACAAUGAAAGACGACUUUGCUGAUGAAGAGGAGGUGCAUUCCUUCGGCUAUAAGAGGUUUGGAAUUCAGGAGGGGACAGAGUGCACCAAGUGUAAAAAUGACUGGGCUCUGAGGGCGGCCAUUGCACUUCUCUACGUGCUCUGUGCACUGCUCACCAUCGCUGUGGCGGUCCUCGGAUACAAAGUGGUCCAGAGAAUGGACAAUGUGACCGAGGGUAUGCAGAAUUAUGGAGGCAAGAUCAAUGCUGUGGAGACAGACUUGAAGAAAUUUGAUGAUCAGGCAGGAGAGAAGUCCGUUAAUGCAACCAGUGAAAUCAAGACUUUCAAGUCAGACCUGGAGUUCUUACAGAACAAACUGAAUGACAUUGCGCUGAGGGCAACCAGAAACCGAGACGUCCUGGAUGAGCUCCGGAUCACAGGCGAUGACGUGCAAAACGGCCACGGGUCCCUGCAGAGCUUUCUGGAAGGAAAUGCGGCCUCACUGCGUGGCCUCAACCAGACCCUGCUCACUUACAGUGGUGUGAUUGACAACCUCCAGACGGACACAGCACGGCUUCAGUCAGAGAUACAGGGCCAGGCUAAAGAACAGAGCCAGACCCAGGUUACUGUCAGUGCACUCAACAUCACCCAGGCCCAGCAACGCAGUCUGCUCGGCACACUGCAGAAGACGGUGGAAGACGCGGGACAGGCGGUGCAGAAACUGAAGAAUGAUUAUCAGGGUCUGCAGCAGACGUCCAGACAGAACCGGGCUGACACGGAGUGGCUGAAGGAAAAGAUGCAAAAUCUCCAGGUUUUAGCAGCGAACAACUCAGCCGUGGCCCGGUCCAACGAGGAAGCUCUUGAUGACCUGGAUACGCAGCUCAGCGCUCUGGCCAGUCAGAUCCAGAACACCUCCGCCCUCACCGAGCGACACGACCAGAAGAUGCGUGAGCUGAUGGACCACCAGAGAGACCACGACAACAUCACCUCAUCCAAGUUUGAUGAGAUAGAAGUACGAUUAGACAGACAUGAGAACGCCAUGGACCGCGUGACCGGAAACAUGAGCUUUGCCUCACAGGUCCUCGGUGCCAUCAGCGUCGACCUGACCGGCCUGAGGUCCUGUGCUGAGACAGUGAUGCGACAUUCAGACCUGAUACUGGCGCUGAAUGGUAGCGUGAUGGAGGCUCAGGCGGAGGGCAAAGAGCUGCGCAGCCAGCAGGAUGUGCUGACAGCCAGGCUGGACGGUGAGGUCAACAACCUGUCUAUGGUGAUGGAGGAGAUGAAGCUCGUGGACAGCAAGCACUCUCAGCUCAUCACCAACUUCACCAUCCUGCAGGGUCCACCGGGUCCAAGGGGCACCAAAGGGGACAAGGGUCCACAGGGGCCAAUGGGCCAAGCAGGACAAAAGGGUGAUAAAGGAGACGAAGGGGUGCUAGGACAGGUGGGACCCAAAGGAGAGAAAGGUUCUGCUGGACCUCCAGGUGCGACAGGUCCUCAGGGUGCAAAUGGUGGUCGGGGUGUUCCGGGAUCCAAAGGAUCGAGAGGGCCAGGAGGUCGAUCUGGAAACCCUGGUGAUAAAGGUGUCCCAGGGAAUCCAGGGUAUCCUGGUAUCGAUGGAAAGCCAGGGAUGCCAGGAUCACAAGGCCCACAGGGGCCCAGAGGUGUAAUGGGACCGGCAGGAUUGGAUGGGCCUCGUGGGCCUGUUGGACCUAUUGGCCCUCCCGGCCCUCCAGGGCUUCCAGGGUUACCUGCAGUUGCCCCUCCUCUAAUAUUAAAGCCAACUCAGUCCACUCAGGUCCCUGGAUCUCCCAAAGCACCUGAACCUCCCAAAGCAUCUGAACCAUCCAAACCAACCGAGGAACCACAAGGGUCUGUGUCCCGGCAGGUCCAACCCCCAGUGGUCACCACUCCAACUCCUGGUUGUCCACCAGGGUUCAGAAAGUUUGGAGACAGCUGCUAUUACCUCUCCUCUGAGCCCCAGAGACUCAAAUUUGAUGAGGCCAACCACUUUUGCACCAACAUGUCAUCGUAUAUGCUCAUUAUCAAUGACAAUGAAGAGCAGGAGUUUGUGAAAGAUGCAAUAAACGGAAAAGGUUAUUUCUGGCUGGGCCUGACUGACAGAGACGAGGAAAAUGUCUGGAAGUGGGCGGACGGGACGAUACCUGUUUUCAAUAAGUGGAAGCCCGGCCAGCCUGAUAACUGGACCAACGGUCAUAAAGGCGGCGAGGACUGUGCUGGUCUAAUCCGUAAUGCCUUCUGGAAUGACUUCUACUGUACCGAGCGCAUCGAACUACGGUGGAAAUCUGUUGUUGUCGACACACCAGCGAUGCCUCUCUUCGCGACCAACCCAUUCGACCAAGAUGUGGAGAAAGCUACCAGUGAGAUGAACACAGCUGAGGACUGGGGCCUCAUUCUGGACAUAUGUGAUAAGAUAGGGCAGUCACGCACUGGACCUAAAGAAUGUCUCCGCUCUAUAAUGAGAAGAGUGAACCACAAGGAUCCUCAUGUUGCCAUGCAGGCGCUGACUCUUCUUGGUGCUUGUGUCUCAAACUGUGGGAAGAUCUUCCACUUGGAGGUGUGCUCCAGAGAGUUUGCCAGUGAAGUCAGUAACGUCUUAAACAAGGGCCACCCCAAAGUGUGUGAGAAGCUUAAAGCCCUCAUGGUGGAGUGGGCGGAGGACUUCCGCAAUGAUCCACAGCUGAGCCUGAUCUCAGCAAUGAUUAAAAAUCUACGUGAGCAGGGUGUUACCUUUCCUGCAGUGGGGUCCCAGGCUGCAGAGCAAGCAAAAGCAAGUCCUGCUCUGGUGGCAAAGGAUCCGUCCACCUCAUCAAACAAGAAAGAAGAGGAAGACUUGGCCAAAGCUAUUGAGCUGUCGCUGAAGGAGCAGCGUCCGCAGACGUCCUUGUCGGGCCUUUACCCGAACACCUCUAGCCUGCUCUCCUCGCACAAGUCAGACGGAAGGAAAGUCCGCGCCAUCUAUGACUUUGAGGCUGCUGAGGACAACGAGCUCACCUUCAAGUCUGGAGAAAUCAUCACUAUCCUGGACGACAGUGACCCCAACUGGUGGAAAGGGGAAACUUAUCAGGGAGUGGGACUGUUCCCGUCCAACUUUGUCACUGCUGACCUCACUGCGGAGCCUGAGAUGAUGAAGACGGAGAAGAAGACGGUACAGUUCAGUGAGGACAUCCAGGUGGAGACUAUAGAGCCGGAACAAGAGCCUGCAUACAUAGAUGAGGACAAAAUGGACCAGUUACUGCAGAUGAUCCAGAGCGCAGAUCCCACAGACAAUCAGUCAGACAGCGCCGAGUUAUUACAGCUUGAAGGUGCCUGCAAUCAAAUGGGACCCCUCAUUGACCAGAAGUUGGAGGAUAUAGACAGGAAGCACUCAGAGCUGUCAGACCUGAAUGUUAAAGUGAUGGAAUCUCUGUCGCUGUAUGCCAAGUUGAUGAAUGAGGAUCCGGUUUACGCCAUGUAUGCCAAGCUGCAGAGCCAACAGUACUACAUGCAGCAGCCCGCUAAUGCAGCACAACAGGUGUACCCUGGUCAGCCUGCAUCAGGUUCAUAUGCCAUGAGCGGUACUGCAGUGCAGGGUUACAGUGUUCCCAUGGAGCAGCUUCCUCCUGGAAGCUCCAUACCUGGACAGCCAGCUCCCAGCGAUGUUCAUAUGUACAUGGGCCAGCCGCCAGUCUACACUGCUGCUCCAGGCAGCAUGGCCCCAGCAGACAUUCACUACCACAACCCAGCUGCCGGCCACGGUCCCCCUCCAGGCACGGUUCCCACAGGCAUGACGCACACGCAAAACUACAGCCACCCCUCCGGCCCGAGCAUAGCACCUUCCACAGACGCCGCACAGGCCCCCUACUCGGAGAAAGCCUUGCUAUAGGGCCCCCUUUGAUCACUGUUCUCCUUACAGGCACCAGGCCUGAUCAAAUGGUGGUCAGAGAUUAUUUCUUUUACUAUAUUUUAUGAUUGGUUUUUAAUCGUGAAACACCAGAAGGAUGGAAAAUACAAACAAGAGUGCGCUAACCUUGACAUUUGCCAUUCUGUGUUAUUUUAUCUGGCAGAUAAAAAGUCCGCUUUGAUUUGAAGAAUUCGCCCCAAGUCACACUUGGGCGUCUCCUUCGUGUCUUCACUUGAUUUAUGUGAACAUGGAGGAGACACGCAGGCGCUUCAGUUGCACUUAUUUAAUUUCUGGAUUUCACUCAAACCUCUUGUUCUCAAAUCUAGAUCUAAUAGCAAAAUAUCCAUUUUAAACGUACAAGACCUGGCAUUAACAAUUUCCUGUUAGUGACAGGCCUAUUAAAAAUUGUUAUUGGUCCGUAUUUUUUGAUAAUUUCUUUUGAAGUUUCCUGGUAAGAACCACUUAACUAGCAAAGAUUAAUUAGGACAAAGUUAAGUUGAAUCUAUUGUCAGUUAUUGAUCAAUUCUAGUGGAAAAUAAAACGUAAACCAGUUUAUUCCUCAAACCGUACACAGGUUUUGGGAUUGUAUAGACUAGGCCUCACAUGUUCAGCUUGUUAAUGUGAUUACAAAUAUUUGGGUCACAAUAGCAAUUAUUUGAAUAAUUUAACAAGGGAUCCAGUUUCUGUAGUGUGUUUUAUCUUUGAUACCAAAUUCCACAACUUUCGAGGAAAUUAAGAAAUUCCAGACCUGAAUGAAGCCUAACCAAAAUAUUUUGCGAUAACAAGUGUAACUACUUCAAUCCAACAACACAAUCCAUAUGCACGUACAAAUAUAAAUGAAUGCACAAAGGCAUUCCUUCAUGCACACUGGACCUGCACAACCCGAUGCACACACUACAGGAAGGUGUAGAGCAGUUACACUCACAGCGAUACACUUACAACACUUGGCUCACACAUCAUCAGUCGUACUUGAUGAUUUACCGUCACACACCACAGACUUCUCACCGACUUAAAUCUACUGUGGUGCUGAUCUUAUCACUAAAAAAGGAGUUGAAUUCCAUUAACUUGCUUUUUAUUUAAAUAUCAAAAGUGACAUUUGGCAAUGCUAAAAGAAAAUGUCUGGCUACUACAUUCUGUAUAUGUUGUCAAUUUUAAGAAGUACUGAAAACUGAAGCCACUUUGUUUUUUCGAGGGAAACGAAAUGAGAGUAAUUCAAGCAUGCACAUGACUCUUGUAUAUACUGAACUGAACCAGUAGUGAAGCCACAUGAUGACCUCAUGGGUGGGAUGUCUGUUAGCACAGCUCUGGUUGGUUUUGAAGGGAAACUCUGCAGUCAUAUGUCACAGAUGAAUAAAAGGUGUAAAAGCCAAAGAGGGACAACCCGUGGAAAACAAAACCCACAUGCUAGAUAAAGACAAGAUAAUUUUCUUGUUUUCUUUCAGUGACUCCUCACUUUAUGCUGCAGAGUUUCUUUAUUUCUAAAACUAUCAGACCUGCAUCCUUGUUGCUGGAUGUAGGAGUCACUGUGUCUCCGUUCAGGAGCCUUACUAACGGACUCUUACCACAGACUUGGCUACUAAGGGGGGGAACUCUCUGAACCUCUCCAGUGUAUUUGAAGCAUCUCUUUAGUCAGUGUUGAAAAAUGAAUACUACGAGUUUUCUUUUUUGUAGUGCAUUUUAAUUAUGUUUUGAUUAUUGUUAAGCUAUUUUAAAUGGAGAACCAGUACAGGAUGUAUGUUUUCAGAGAAAGGUGGAGUAAGUGAUAUUCUGCCAAACUUAGUUGUAUAUUUAAAUGUCUCACACGAGAAUAUGGACACUUCUGUGUUUGAUACAUGCUUGUCGUACUGUAGGGUCGAAUGGUAAUGUGAAAACUGAUCAAAACACUCCCCUCCACGUUCAUCUCAGACCUGUCAUAUCUUAGAACUGUUCAACACUAAAACAGACCCUAUCUAAAGCUGAACAGGAACUAGAGGAGAGCGCAAACCUCCUAAGGCCCAACUGUCCCUGUAAAUUCAAUCAAGCUGCAGCGACGCACUCAUCGAUAUCACUUCCUUUUUAAAUAUGCUUGAUUCUUUAUUUUUUUUUUCCUCAAGAUCCAUGCAUUUAUUUAACUUGUGUCAAAAAAGACAAAUCUUGCAAUGGGCCCUUGUUCAGAUCCAUGUUUAAACCAAUUGGCAGGUACAAGAAUAUAACGUCCUUGGGGGAGGUGAUGAGGUCUAAGAUCCUGGACAAGUACGUUCAAGAUUUGUACAAAUUGUUCAAAGUUCUCUUAACCAAAACCUCCAUAAGCUAUUGGUGACAUUGCUGAGGGAAAGAUCAAAAGUACAAAGUCUCCUUCUCAUAAAUUUAUGUAAGACUCAUUUAUGUGGAUUUUAAGUGUCAAGUCAUUGGAAAAGUUAAUUUUUACAGAACGAGUGGAAUGCAAACGGCUGAGACUGGGAAAUAUUUAUGUUGUGUAAUAUCGAAUGAUGCUAAAUGAAGCCGUUUUUAAAUCUGUUUAACCAGAUGAAGUCAUGUGUUGAGGUGACUUGAGUUCCUAUGUUUCAAAUGUGCUGCUUUUCGUCGUCCCUGUGCCGCCUUAAGAAUCUGAAACAACCCGCAGCUCGAGUGCUUGGUACCUGGGACUUGCAAACGAGGACAUUUUAUUAUGCCGACCUUGUUUUUUUUUUUUUUUUUUAUAGCAUUAACUUAUUUGAUUCAAAGAAAGAAUCCCUUCCGGUGCUGCCUUCAACGCUCGGGUGAACUAGUGUUAAAUCUUUUGGAUCUAAGAGGGUUCGACAAUAUCGAAGUAGCUGCUGUUCUGGGACCGCGGUAGCAGAAGCCACACAUUAUCCCAAUGUAACAUGUUGCACCGCAGUGUCUGCACCCCCCCCCACCCCGAUUAAUGUACAGUAAUGAGAUGCUGCCUGUUCUUAAGUUUGAAACCGACAUUAUUGUAAAGGUUCUGUCUAAACUUGUUUCCUGCUGUUUGUAUCUAUUCUUUUAACCAUACUUAUUAAAUUGGUAUUCACAAUAAAACCAGGCCAAAUGUACAGGAAA
This is a messenger RNA of Platichthys flesus (European flounder), 7315 nucleotides long. RefSeq names its product collectin-12-like. Gene Ontology annotation, molecular function: ubiquitin binding; phosphatidylinositol binding. The record is from RefSeq and is a predicted model, not a curated record. The transcript has 24 exons. Gene Ontology annotation, cellular component: ESCRT-0 complex. Gene Ontology annotation, biological process: protein transport to vacuole involved in ubiquitin-dependent protein catabolic process via the multivesicular body sorting pathway. Lineage: Eukaryota; Metazoa; Chordata; Actinopteri; Pleuronectiformes; Pleuronectidae. The coding region runs from base 401 to 4258 and encodes 1285 amino acids.